This is a messenger RNA of Trichoderma gamsii, 2856 nucleotides long. RefSeq lists its product as hypothetical. The record is from RefSeq and is a predicted model, not a curated record. Bases 1 to 2856 code for a protein of 951 amino acids. The transcript has 2 exons. Lineage: Eukaryota; Fungi; Ascomycota; Sordariomycetes; Hypocreales; Hypocreaceae.
AUGGGCGGCUCCAACAACAGACUCCAACUCAAGAAAACCACGCGUAUUACCACUUACGAUCAUCAUACUGAGCAAAGCGAUACAAUACUCUCGACAAACACCGGCUUUGCUCUUUCUCGCACAGACAAAAAUGGAAUUGAAAGAUAUACUCAAUAUGAUAAGGUAGGCAGAAUAACCCUAGACAUGGUAUCUCCAGGAAACAAGCCUUACGAGGCGGUCAUGAAGAAUGAAUAUACUGUCACAGAAGGGGGACCUGGGUACACUAUAACGACAGCAGACUUCCAGGGCCUUCAGACACGCCACCACACAGAUGGUUUGGGAAGAAUAUGUCGUGUUGAGAGACAAGAUGAUUCUGUUGGAGCACUUGGACCUUUCCGCGUUAUUCAAGAGCGAAAGUAUAAUGGACUCGGGCAGUGUGUAGUGGUAAACAGCAUUGACUGGCUAAAAGAAGGCGAUAAAAGUAUCGAACAUCGCAACGAACGAAGAUUGGAAUAUGAUGACUGGGAUUGCCUCUGCAGAAUGACUGAUAGUAGUGGUACGGUCAUUUUAGCAAAAACGAAUCCCGUGUCUAUGACUCAUGUCGAGGGUAUUCAAGGCGAAGGUCAAACUAAAACCGAGUUCAAUGAUUUUGGCGCUGUCUCACGAAAGGUCUUCUUGAAAAGCGAUGGCAACGCAUAUAAGAAAGUUGACUAUACCUAUGAUGGGCUGGGACGCCUCGUUGAAGAGACGAACAACCCUAAAAAUACCACGACAUAUCAGCUGGACGGCUUUGGCCGGCUAGUUGAGACUACUUAUCCAACUGGUCGCAAAAUCUCCAUUCAAUACGCGGCUCAUAGCAUGUCUGUCUUGCCAGUAUCAACCAAAAUUGGCGAUUAUACUAUGGGCACUCAAUCCUUUGACGGAUCAAGCCGAAUAACGAGCCUAACUUUGGGCACCAAUACCACUAGAAUGACUUAUAAUGGAAAUGAGCCAAGCCCAGCUACCGUUCGGACAGCUCAGGGGGAUAAGUUGGAAAUGAGCUAUGAUCCUGCUCUAAAUUACGCUGUUACCAGCGUGAAAAGUAAAGAUGAGCUGGAGUCAUACCACUAUGACCGAAGAUCAUCAGCUUUAUUGGCCCUUAGAGGCUCGUCCGUCGCCGAAGUACGAGAGUAUUUACCAUCCGGUCUCUUGGCAAAAGAGAAAACCCAAAUUGACCGCAAGAAACAAUUCUCAACACAGUCUACGUAUUCAAUGGCGGGCAAGCUAAGAACUUACACAGAUGUGCAUGGUCAAAAGCUGGAAAUCCAGUACGACCAAUUUGGCCGUCCAAAGCAGGUGAUGCAAGGAGACUCUAGGACCACAUUCGCCUAUGAUAAGAGCAACCGCUUGUCUGAGAGAUGUUGCUUUGAUGAUGUGAAGAAACAAAGCCUAAAAAUGAAUCUCAAAUAUGAUGAGUUUGGCAGAGAAAUUGGGCGAAUCAUCUAUACAGGAAAUGCAUUGCUCUACCAGUUAACACAGGAUUUUAACAACAUGAACCUUCUCACAAAUCGCAUUCUACAAAGCGGCAAAGAUGAGUUGCUGAGGGAAGAGAGUUUUGAGUACGAUCAGCAGUGCCGCUUAAUCGAUUACAAGUAUCGGGGAGCACAGCCAAUGAUGGACGAAGCAGGGCAAAAGAUUUCAAGACAGCAGUUCAGCUUUGACAAGUAUGACAAUCUAGAAAGGAUUGUGAAUACUUUUGAGGACCGAUCUCAAAACACCCGCAGCUACUUUUAUAAUCCCGAAAAUCCAACCCAAUUGAUCAAGAUAACUAAUACGCAUAAGAAGUAUGCGACCGAAGUUGCUUUGGCGUAUAAUAGAAACGGGUGUUUGGUACGAGAUGAACGAGGCCGCAAGCUCAAUUACGAUGCUAAAGGUCGUUUGAGUAUGGUAUCUGAUGCUAAGGAUAAGGUAUUGAGCCAAUAUUAUUACGAUGCGAGCGGCAAACUAGUUUGCCAAAAAGCAGGCUUACUGAACACUUAUCUCCACUACCGGGGUAACAGCCUUGUCGCUAUCACGAGCGGAGAUCAGAAAAUAAGUUUCUUGUCUGAUGGUAAAACGUGCUGGGGUCAAAUAACAACGAAAAAAAUUGGGAGCUCUCAGAUACGCCUCUGGGCUACAGAUAGCCAUCAGUCAAUCUUGGCAUGGUUUGAUACGCGGAAAUCGAAUAGUAUCAAGCAGCAACAGUACAUGCCUUACGGAUAUGGCACAUCAGACUCUGUCGGCUUUAACGGCCAGUGGAAAGAUCCUAUAACUGGCUGGUACCAUCUUGGCAAUGGAUGCCGCGUAUACAAUCCCGUAUUAAUGCGCUUCCACAGCCCAGAUCAACGGAGUCCGUUUCUCCCUGGAGAGAUCAACCCUUAUGCUUACUGUUUAAACGAUCCUGUCAACCAUGUCAAUCUCACCGGGCAUAGCGGCAUCUUUGGCACGGAUGACUCGGGAAGAAUCAACAGCUUUCUGUCGCAGCCGCUAGGCCCCUUGCAAGUAACGUUUAAAGAAGGCCCUCAUCUAAAUGGUCUUGGAGGACAACCGCCGUGGACAAGCCAGGUUGCUUCUUUUGAUUCAAUCAAUGGCGUACCAGGUCUCCAAGGGUUCAUGACUCACGGCGACGACAGUGGUAGGCUGCUUGGAUGGAGAAAUACGGUCCAGAACGGUGCGACCGUAGAAGGAUUCUGGGAAGAUACUGCAAAGAACGUGGCGCAAGAUACUAUCUUGCCAACAGUACGAUAUAACAUAGACCACCAAGCCGGAUUUUCCCCGCAACAAGUAGGGAAGCCAAUCUACCUGUUCUCAUGCAACGGCGCCGAUCCAAUACCAUUGGCGGGCAGCAUUUGGCUAUAA